Hyaloscypha bicolor E is the source of this 1047-nucleotide messenger RNA. Its product is annotated as DnaJ domain-containing protein. NCBI's taxonomy places the organism in Eukaryota, Fungi, Ascomycota, Leotiomycetes, Helotiales, Hyaloscyphaceae. The transcript has 4 exons. The record is from RefSeq and is a predicted model, not a curated record. Gene Ontology annotation, cellular component: cytosol. Gene Ontology annotation, molecular function: protein-folding chaperone binding. The coding region runs from base 1 to 1047 and encodes 348 amino acids. Gene Ontology annotation, biological process: translational initiation.
AUGGUAGCAGAAACCAAGCUCUAUGAUGUGCUCGGCGUCAAGCCAAACUGUAGCGAUGAUGAUAUAAAGAAGGCAUACAAGAAAAUGGCAUUGAAGCAUCACCCAGACAAGAACCAGAACAGCCCAGAAUCAGCAGAGAAGUUCAAGGAGGUCUCGCAAGCAUUCGAAAUCCUCUCCGACCCCUCAAAGCGAAAAACCUACGAUCAAUAUGGCCUCGAUGGAGGAGCAGGCAGUAUGCCCGGUGGCUUCAACUUCGGCGGAGCUAAUAGUAUGCCUGGCGGCGGUGUCCGCUACGAGUUCAGCAGUGGUAGUCCAGGCGGUGGAGGCUUCAGCUUCAGCAACCCGGAGUCGAUAUUCAGUGAGUUCCUGCGGGGGCAAUCUGGUAUGGGUGGUGGAGAUGGUUUUGAGGAUCUCUUCAGUGGUGGGGGAGGAAUUCCGCGAGCGAGACAGAAUAGCGGACGCCCGAGACCGGCAUAUAGCUCUGAGUCGAGGCAGAGAGCCCAGACUCCAGAACCCACAACAGUGGAGAGACCCCUGGAGGUGACGCUUGAGGAGCUGUUCAAUGGCACCCACAAGAAGAUGAAGAUCAAGCGAAAGCUGUUUGAUGAGGUUACCGGUAAGAGAACCACGCAAGAAAAGGUUUUGGAGAUGGACAUCAAGCCUGGAUUGAAGAAGGGCAGUAAGAUUAAGUUCAAGGGUGUUGGAGACCAGGAGGAGGGUGGUCAGCAAGAUCUACAUUUCGUUGUUACAGAGAAACCACACGCACUCUUCACCCGCGACGGUGACGAUAUCCACUACACAGUCGACUUGGAACUUAAAGAGGCUCUCACGGGCUGGAAGAGAACAAUUACCACGAUCGACAGGAAGCAAAUCAGCCUCGACAAAGCAGGCCCCACCCAGCCCGGCAGCAAGGAAAUCUAUCCGAACCUCGGCAUGCCCUUGAGCAAGAAGCCAGAUACGAGGGGUGACUUCAUCGUGACGUAUAAUGUGAAGUUCCCGACUAGCUUGACACCAAAGCAGAAGGAAGAGUUGAAGAGGAUUCUUUAG